CGAUUAAUUAAUUAAUUAUGAAUGAACAGAAAGCCGUCGCGAAAGUAGCCAACAACGAACCAUUCACCGUCUUCCCAAUUGACAUAUCUCCAAAACUCCUCUUUUCAAUUCCUUCCUUCAAACCCUAUAUAUACGUAUAUCUAUAUGCAUAUGCAUAUGCAUAUCUAAACACGCACACCUUCUUCAUCUAUCUUCCUCCUUCCGCUUUCAAUUCCAUAACACUUUUCCAUUAAUGGCGGAACCGGUGGAGCUUCCGAAUCGAAUCGGAAUUCUUCCCUUCAGGAACAAAGUCUUGUUACCUGGCGCAAUUAUUCGAAUCCGAUGCACUUCUCCCAGCAGUGUUAAACUGGUGGAGCAAGAAUUGUGGCAGAGGGAGGAGAAAGGUAUGAUCGGCAUUUUGCCAGUUCGAGAUGCUGCAGAAACCGUAUCAGCGGGUUCCAUGUUAACACAAGGGGCAGAUUUGGGAGACAAAAGCUCAAAGAAUCAAACAGGUAUUCCAGCUUCUCACAAGCUUGAUGGGAAAAGUCAACAAGAACCAAUUCAUUGGCAUACAAGGGGUGUUGCGGCUCGUGCAUUACAUCUGUCAAGAGGAGUUGAAAAACCAAGUGGGAGGGUCACAUACACGGUUAUUCUUGAAGGUCUAUGCAGAUUUAGUAUCAUGGAGCUUAAUACAAAGGGGGCAUAUUCUACCGCAAGAAUAUCCCCCCUUGAUAUGACUAAGGCUGAGAUGGAGCGAGUUGAACAAGACCCAGAUUUUAUAGCACUUUCUCGUCAGUUUAAAGCAACUGCCAUGGAGCUCAUUUCUGUUCUCGAGCAGAAACAAAAAACUGUUGGGAGAACCAAAGUUCUUUUGGAAACAGUUCCUUUGCACAAACUGGCAGACUUCUUUGUUGCAAGCUUUGAGAUUAGUUUUGAAGAGCAGCUGUCAAUGCUAGAUUCUGUCGAUGUUAAAGUAAGGCUUUCAAAAGCCACAGAAUUAGUCGACAGGCACUUACAGUCGAUACGUGUGGCAGAGAAGAUAACCAAAAAGGUUGAAGGACAGCUGUCAAAAUCACAAAAGGAGUAUCUUCUUCGUCAGCAGAUGAGGGCUAUUAAAGAAGAGCUUGGUGACAAUGAUGAUGAAGAUGAUGAUGUAGCUGGCCUUGAAAGAAAAAUGCAAGCUGCUGGAAUGCCUCCAAAUGUCUGGAAGCAUGCACAAAGAGAACUAAGGAGACUGAAGAAAAUGCAACCUCAGCAACCUGGAUACAACAGUUCUCGUGUUUACCUCGAGCUUCUUGCUGAUUUACCGUGGCAGACAACCAGUGAAGAACUAGAAUUUGACCUAAAAGCGGCAAAAGAGCGACUUGAUAGUGACCACUUUGGUUUAGAAAAAGUCAAGCAAAGGAUUAUUGAAUAUCUAGCUGUUCGCAAGUUGAAACCAGAUGCAAGAGGCCCUGUCCUAUGCUUUGUGGGCCCACCAGGAGUCGGGAAAACAUCCUUGGCGUCAUCCAUUGCUGCUGCUUUGGGUAGGAAGUUUGUACGAAUAUCCCUUGGUGGUGUGAAAGAUGAGGCUGAUAUUAGAGGCCAUAGGAGGACAUACAUUGGCAGCAUGCCGGGCCGACUCAUUGAUGGACUAAAGAAAGUUUCCGUUCGCAAUCCUGUUAUGUUGCUGGAUGAAAUUGAUAAAACAGGAUCUGAUGUACGUGGUGAUCCUGCUUCAGCACUACUGGAGGUUCUCGACCCUGAGCAGAAUAAAUCAUUCAAUGAUCACUACUUAAACGUUCCUUUUGACCUGUCAAAAGUGAUCUUUGUGGCGACUGCUAAUAGAGCACAGCCAAUUCCUCCUCCACUUCUAGACAGGAUGGAAGUCAUCGAGCUUCCUGGAUAUACAGCUGAAGAGAAGCUUAAUAUCGCAAUGCGCCACCUAAUCCCACGUGUUCUAAAUCAGCAUGGCUUGAAUUCUGAGUUCCUCAAAGUUCCUGAGGGGAUGGUGAAACUUAUUAUUCAACGAUACACUAGAGAAGCUGGUGUGAGGAACCUAGAGAGAAACCUUGCAGCACUAGCUCGUGCAGCAGCAGUAAGAGUGGCACAACAGGAGCAAACAGUGGUUCCACUUAACAAAGACGUGCACCAAAUAUCAUCACCAUUGCUGGAGAGUAGACUUGCGGAAGGAGAAGUGGAGAUGGAGGUCAUACCCAUGGGUGUGAACAAUCAUGAAAUAUCAAGUGCAUUCAGGGUUCUGUCGCCAUUAGUUGUGGACGAAGAUAUGCUGGAAAAAGUACUUGGGCCUCCAAAGUAUGAUGAUAAAGAAACUGCGGAAAGAGUUGCAAGUCCGGGGGUUUCUGUGGGGCUUGUAUGGACCUCCUUUGGUGGUGAAGUCCAGUUCAUCGAGGCUACAUCGAUGAUCGGCAAGGGGGAUCUGCACCUUACUGGCCAACUCGGUGAUGUUAUUAAAGAGUCGGCACAGAUAGCAUUGACUUGGGUAAGAGCUAGGGCAACAGAACUCAACUUGACUCCUGCGGAAGAAGGUGGUAAUCUGCUUGAAGGACGGGACGUUCAUAUACAUUUCCCUGCGGGGGCGGUGCCAAAAGACGGGCCAUCAGCUGGUGUUACACUUGUCACUGCACUUGUUUCCCUUUUCAGUCGUAGACGAGUAAGGUCAGAUACAGCAAUGACCGGAGAGAUGACUUUGCGAGGCUUGGUUCUACCUGUUGGCGGCAUCAAGGAUAAGGUCUUGGCGGCACACCGGUACGGGCUUAAGCGAGUUAUCUUACCCGAGAGAAAUUUGAAAGACUUGGUUGAAGUGCCUGCAGCUGUUCUUGGAAGCAUGGAGAUACUAGUGGCUAAGAGAAUGGAAGAUGUACUGGAACAUGCUUUUGAAGGUGGGUGCCCCUGGAGACAGCAUUCUAGAUUAUGACUACUGAUUUGAUCUAACAUAAAACAUCACCGCUAUGCUUGACAAUGAAACCAAGAGGAUGAUCUUUUGUAUGUAUUUUAUGUUCUUACAUGUAUCUAUGUGACAUACACGUACUUCCGUAGGUUUACACAUUAUAAUGUGUAUAAAUCAUCAUUUUGUGAAUGUAUAUUUUUAAAUUCUAUAGAAUGUCGUGCAUUGGUGUUUCAA
Molecule: messenger RNA, 3103 nt
Organism: Helianthus annuus (common sunflower)
Lineage: Eukaryota; Viridiplantae; Streptophyta; Magnoliopsida; Asterales; Asteraceae
Product: lon protease homolog 2, peroxisomal
Exons: 17
Coding region: 233-2896 (887 amino acids)
Biological process (GO): protein targeting to peroxisome; protein quality control for misfolded or incompletely synthesized proteins; protein catabolic process
Cellular component (GO): peroxisomal matrix
Molecular function (GO): ATP binding; ATP hydrolysis activity; ATP-dependent peptidase activity
Source: RefSeq, a predicted model, not a curated record